Messenger RNA from Eremothecium gossypii ATCC 10895, 1236 nucleotides. It is a transcript of the gene PAF1, whose product is annotated as Paf1p. NCBI's taxonomy places the organism in Eukaryota, Fungi, Ascomycota, Saccharomycetes, Saccharomycetales, Saccharomycetaceae. Gene Ontology annotation, molecular function: RNA polymerase II complex binding; chromatin binding. The coding region runs from base 1 to 1236 and encodes 411 amino acids. The transcript has a single exon. Gene Ontology annotation, cellular component: Cdc73/Paf1 complex. Gene Ontology annotation, biological process: transcription elongation by RNA polymerase II. The record is from RefSeq and is marked provisional.
AUGUCUUCCAAGAAGCAGGACUAUAUUGCGAAGGUUAGUUACAGGAACUCGCUGCCUCCGCCGCCACUGCCGCCAAAACUGCUCAAGUAUCGGUAUCCUGACAAUGAAGCUGUCGAAUCGCCGCAGCUGAUCACCUCGCUAUACACUAAGACCAACGUCACGCCCCUUAUUCAGCUGGACAAGGAACUGGGGAUGCCGGUAGACCUGCUUCGGAUUCCAGGUGUGCUGAACCAGCAAGAUACGAAAAACCUGUACGGGUACGAUUCGGUGAAGCUAGUACCAGAGGACCGUAUUCUGCUCCGAGAUCCCCGUGUAGACAGGCUAACCAAAACUGACUUGUCGAAGGUGACGUUUUUGCGCAGAACUGAAUAUGUGUCAGCGGCGACCACGGCGAAGAGCGAGCGGAAACGGCCACUGGACGCCACAGCGGAAGCCAACGAGAUACUGACGCCCUCGCGUAUCGUGCAGAAGGUGGAGUCCACGUUUGAUAACGUGGUCACAGACUUGUCCAAGAUCAAGCAUCCGAUAAAGAAGAAUGUGCAUGCGGUGAAGACUUGGAGCCUGUUGCCCGACACUGCUUCGAUGGAUCAGGCGUUCUUCGCCGUCAAAAUGGUAGGGUCUGCGGCGCUGGAUAACAAAGAAAAGUCGAAUCUCGACAUGUCUACCGCGCUGUUCCGGCCAGUGGAACUGGAAGAAGACGAGUGGGUGUCGCUGUAUACCACGGAGCCAUCCAGCAGCAAACUACUAAACGACGAGCUCGAGCAGCAACUCGACGAGCUGUCGGAAAGCGCCAACGUCUACAAAUUCCGGAGGUUUAAGGACUAUGACAUGAAGCAGAUAUCUUCCCCCACAAACAGUAAGUUUCUGUCUGAACUCGCUCUGCGCUUCAACAACGAGAAGGGUGUGGUUUACUACAAGCCAUUGCGCUCGCGGUUAGAACUCCGUAGAAGGAGAAUAAACGAUGUUAUUAAGCCGUUGGUCCGUGAGAAUAACUGGGACCAGAUAAACCUGACGCUCAGAAAGCCAACCACGCAGGAAACGAAAUUUAGAGACAAGGUUAGAAUGCGCUUCGACCCAAUUGACUUCCCAAAUGUUGACGAUGACGAGGAUGAAGAGAUGGAAGAUGUAAGUCCCGAACAUAUGGUCGCUGAAGCAGACGCCUCUGCGGAAGAGCAGCGCCCGGACGCCUCUGACGAUAGCUUGAAGGCCACUGAAGAACAAGAUGCACCUAUGUAG